Striga asiatica is the source of this 549-nucleotide messenger RNA. Lineage: Eukaryota; Viridiplantae; Streptophyta; Magnoliopsida; Lamiales; Orobanchaceae. The record is from the annotation of a GenBank genome assembly.
AUGAAGGCCCGUAAACUUGAAAAAAGGUCAAACCUUUUUGCUCUCUUGGGGUCAAUCAAAGCAAGCUCCGCAAGUCUAUCGGCCGCCAUAGCCUUCUUCGCACCAGACUCCGCCUCGUACGAAGUACCGCUGGAGUUCUCAUCCAUCGAGCUGCUACGCUUGUGCCUCUGCCCGGAAGAAGCUGCCGCCGCCGGCGGGCCGCCGUCCAAUCCAAGCCCAUCGAAGAAGUCCGCAUCCACCGAAAGGCUCCUCAAAUGGGCCAUGGGCUUGACCUCGCCGUUAUUUUUGGGCUGGGCCACCGGCGGCGGCGGCGGCGGUCCGGCGGGGAGGAGGGAAGGGUUGUUUUCGGUGACGUCGAUGCUCAAGUCAGCUAGAACUCCGUCGAGGAGCAUGUCGUCGAAGUCAUCGAAGCGGAAGAAGGUCUCGGACUGGGCCCGCCGGUGGUGGACCCGGCGGGUAGGCGUGUCGGGCAUCUGGUCCAAAUCCGCUCGGCCUGGUGGUUUUCCGGAGAAAUUAGGGUCCAUUCGUUCUUCGAAGUGGAAAAUUUGA